AUGAUAAAACAAUCAAUACUAUUAUUGAUUAAUUUACUUGUAUUAAAAUGUACUAUCCCAACUAUAGAAGAGUUUUCGGAAUUCAUUGAAAAUUUACCAUUAUGUAAAUUAUAUAUUAAAUAUAAUAAUAAUAAUAAUAAUAAUAAUAAAUAUAAUGAAUUUUAUAAACGUUUAAUUCAAUUACAUCAAUUAUGUAAUCAAUUAAUGAAUAAACCAUUUAGUUUAAAAUUAAUAACAAGAAAUCAAAUAAGAAAACAAAUUGGUGGUAUUGAUUUUCAUAGAAAAAUCAAUAAUAUUGAUUUACCUAAACAAUUAAUUACUUUUAUACAAUAUAUUAAUUAUGAACAAUUUGUAAUUAUGAAUGAUAUACCAAAACAAUUCAUUCAAUUUAUACAAAGUGAAUGGAUUGAUAUGAAUUCAACUAGAGAUUGUAAUGAUAAUACAUUGGAAGAAUCUAUGAAUAUAUUCAAUCAAUCGAAUGAUUUAGAACAGAUCAAUAAUCAUGAUAAUGAAGAACAAUUACCUAUGAAUAAUAAUAAUAAUAAUAAUAGUUUACAACGUGGUAGAGCCUCAGAACGUCAACAUAUUCAUAUGUAUCAAAGAAGAAUAAAUAAAUAUAAACAACCAUUAAGACCUACAUCUGCUCCAUUACUUAGAACAUUUGUUAGAUAAGAAAGAAAGAAAAAGUUUUCUUUUUUUUAUUUACUUGGAAACUACAUUUAUCUCAGGGAUUAUAACAACCACAACCACACAACCAACAACGAAAAAAAUAAAUAAUGAAAUACUGAUCCUUUAAUGAUUUUUAUUGAUUUAAUUUUCUUGUUACCUUCUCUCUCCCCCCUCCUUAUUUAUUUGUUUCUGAUAAAAGACAUAAAAUUAUUGUUUUGUUAAAUUAUUCAAUUAAUUAUUGAUCAAAUCAAGUGUAAAGAAUGUUCUAAUGUUACUAUAUUAUUAUUUAUUGUUGUUCUCCUUAUCAUUGGUGGUGAUGGUGUUGUGUUGUUAUUUUGUUCGAAUGAUUCGUUUAUUAUUUCUAUUGAUUGUAUAUUGAUUUUUUGAUAUUUUGUUAGUACCUAGAAUACAAUUGAUGAACAUUCCCAUUAUGCUUAGACUUUGUAAAUUAUUGAUUAGUUCAAUACUUAUUUAUAUUGUUAAUGUGAUACAUAAAUAAUACCAUAGUCAAGAGGGGGCGAGAGGAUUGUUUUUAUUAUUACAUCAUUAUGUUUGUUCGUUUGUUUGUUUUUUGAGAAAGAAAACAUUUUUUUUAUACAGAAAUUCUUUAAUAACCUUAAGUACAAUCUUUGACAAGAUCAAUAUGUAUGUUAAUCGUUUGUUUAUUUUAUGAUCAAUUUUAUCAACGAUCAAAUCUAAUCUUCAAAUGAUCACUUACUUACUUACUUACAUACGCCUGUUACUCCUUGUGAAGGAGCAUAGGCCGCUCACUAGCAUUUUCCAUCUAACCUUAUCUUGGGUUUCAAUAAUCAAUUCAAUGAUUAUUGAUUUUAAAGUCAUUCAAUAUUUGAUUGUUUAUUGUUUGUAUUUUGUUUUUCCUAUAAAUAUUUGUUUGUUUACUUGUUACUAUGUAUGUAUGUAUGUAUUUUAUGUUGAUCACUUGUAAAUAUAUAAAUAUCGAUUUAGAUAUAGAAGAUUUAUGAUAAUUAAAAAAAAUUUUUUUUAGAAAUUGUCUAUUAUUUAUUGAUUUUUUGUUUAUUUAUUUAUUUAUUGAUUGUUUUUAGAGGAUAAAAUUUUAAAAUAAAUAAAUAAACCAACUUGCUAUUUG
Schistosoma bovis is the source of this 1777-nucleotide messenger RNA. The record is from the annotation of a GenBank genome assembly. Lineage: Eukaryota; Metazoa; Platyhelminthes; Trematoda; Strigeidida; Schistosomatidae.